Molecule: messenger RNA, 2061 nt
Organism: Diabrotica virgifera virgifera (western corn rootworm)
Lineage: Eukaryota; Metazoa; Arthropoda; Insecta; Coleoptera; Chrysomelidae
Product: WD repeat-containing protein on Y chromosome-like
Exons: 11
Coding region: 1-2061 (686 amino acids)
Molecular function (GO): protein binding
Source: RefSeq, a predicted model, not a curated record
AUGGAAACAAAUGGAAUUUCUGAUGAGCUCCAUAGUUUAAGUUUGGACUCACUUGAUGAAACGAAUCAGAACACUGCGUGGUACGGCUUAAUUAAAAAAUUCAACUACGAUCAACUAGACUCACUACGAACAAGAUUUAAAGAAAAAAUUAAAGACGGCAAAGAAAUCGGACUUACCAAAGAACAGUUUUCGGAAUGUAUAGGUCAAAUGUUUGAUGAGACAAAAUAUUUACUCCAAUGCAAUGUUUUAUUUGAGGAUAUAGCGAAAAGUCACACUAGAAUAAAUUGGGAUGACUUCUUAGAUUUUUUAUUAGAAAAUAUCCCGUUGAGAACUGAAAUUCCUGUUAAUUUACACUUGACUUCAGUUGAAUCUAUGCCGCACAUGAACCGCGAAAUUAUAACAAAAAUAGUACUACUCGAAACAGAAAAAUAUUUCUCUUAUGCCGUAAUAUCUAAGCACGGCAUAAUUGGAAUUUACGAUGGCAAUCUUAAUUUUUUGACUUCGUAUCAUGUGAUCAUGACGAGGGAAGAUUUGGAGAGAACCGAUGAUGAAAGAAGAAGAAAAAACCGGUGGGUAACCGAUGCCAUCUUUUGUGAAGACAUACAAAUGCUGUUUGUGGCUAAUUCAACCAGAAGCAUUGCUAUAUAUGAAGCAUCCGGACUCAAACAUGAACCAUAUUGGUUGAUAAUGGGAGUACAUCAUAUAAUUGAGUGUUUAUCGUAUAAAAACCUUUAUCAUACGCAAUCAGACAACAAACUAAAAUGUGCUUUAUUUGCUGGUACCAGUAAUGGAGAUGUAGUUAUGUUCAAAUUUAUUCAGCCGACAACAUUGUUGUUAAGAAGAAAGCAUAUGGACAGAAUAACGUUGUUCUAUUGGGACGAAUUAAAAUAUGAAAAGAUAUACCUGAAAAUUCAGUCCUACAAAGCAGUCCACAACAGCAACGUGGAACAAAUGGAAUAUUGUAGCGUAGAGAAUGCUGUAAUCACUUGCAGUAAAGAUCCGAAUGUAUCGUUGAUGAAGAAAUAUAUGUCGCCGAAUAAACAGCCUUAUAUUUUAAAAAUGAGAAAGGGAUGCAACUGUUUCUCUUUUAGUACAACUCUAAAUAUUUUGGUUACUGGAAGUGAUGAUAAAACAAUAAGAGUAUGGAAUUCGGUAUUAGCUUCCAAUACAAUCGCAGUUUUUACUGGACACCUGCAAAGAAUUAUUGAUGUGUCUAUAAUGGACAACCAAAAAACAAUUUUGUCCUUUUCUGAAGAUGGAAUACUAAAACUUUGGGAAAUAAAUGAAAAUAAAUGUCUUCAAACAAUCAAUAUUGAAUUUCCAGCUUUUAAUAUACUAGGAAAACGUAUAGAAUUUGGUAGAAGAAAUAUUUAUCCAGGUGCCAAACGUAGCUCGAAGCAUUUGCGAUAUAAAGAUGACAUUAGUUUGCAUAAAAAAUAUUUUGGUAUUUCAGAAGUUGAGGAAAGACCACAACUAGAUGAAGAAAUUCGAGGAACACACACCAACAAAUGGGAAAGAUCGAACAUUUUGCUGACGUGUUGUAAUCAUAUUGCCAGCAUACGGACAAAUUUUGAAGACAAUAAUAUUGAAAGAUUAAACGAAACGUCUAUAUUACCCUCUCCUCCUUUACAAAACAGUGUGUUAAUACCCAAUUGUUGGCAGAUACCUAUUACAGAGUUAAAUGAAGACAACCAGUGUAAUGAGGAAGAGAGCACAGAAUCGAACGAGGAAUUAACUUUUAUAACAGAAAAUAAUUCCUUUGAUUUAUGGACUGUGAAAACUGAUAUAAACUACAAGAUUGCAGUACUAGAAGCCAAGAAGAUGCAGAUGAAGGCCCACGUUGCUAGCGGAGCUCCAUAUUUAGCGUUAGAUCUCUCCGAAUUCGAAGAGCUAAAGCUCUCAGACAAUCUUGUAAUACCAGAGAAGAAGGAAAUCAGAAGCACGAUAGAUAAAAUCAAAAAACGUUUGGAAGACGUAUCUAUGAGGGAAAAAGCUUUCUCCGAACCGUCCAGUAGCAGAUCAAAAAAAUCGUCUAGAAGCAGUGUUAUUUCAAUUAUGUAA